UUUAAAUUUUUUUUUAUUUCGGUUCUUAUAUUGGGGACUCGAUCAGGUGCUUUAUUGCUAUUUUCCAUUGAACAACCAAACGGCAAACUUUUAUGUUCACUUGGAAAUGCACACGGAACAGAUACAGUGACUGCAAUUGAAAUCUGUGAAAAUAACAAGGCUGAGUUUCGUACUAUUGGAAGGGAUGGAAAUGUGAAGAAAUGGAGAUUGGAUUUUAACGAGGAAGUUGAUAAAGGUAAAUCUUCACUAGAAUUAAUUUCCUUCUCCAAAUUAAAUUUUGAAUGGCCUUGUGAAUUUAUAAAAAAUUAUAGAGGACGUUCACUAAUUGCUGGAUUUCAAAACAAUUAUUUUGUUAUGUUUGAUGAAACUACAAAUUCUAUCGCCUGUCGUAAAUAUUUGGUGGGAGGGGGAAAACGUUUAUGGCAACUUUGGACUGGGACUUUUUUGGAGAAUGAUGAUGAACUUUGUUUGUUUUAUGCUCAAAAAGGUUCUUUCUAUUGCGAUAUUCUCAAACCUCUGUUUUUAAAUUUUGUAAAGGCAAUCCCUCUCUCAGAAAACAUUACUGCGCUUGACUUUCUCAUUAAAAACGAAAAGAAUUUUUUUAUUUUGAGUGGUUCUCUUGAUAGAAAAAUUGUUUGCUCCAAUUUUAAUGAAAAUCAAGAAUUUAAAAUUAAUUCUUCUGUCCAAAUGCAUCGUUCAAGUGUGGAAACAAUUUGUAUUUUACAAGAAAAUUCAAAUUUUUUGGUGUUAAGUGGUGGGGGACGUUCAGAAUUGUUUUGCUGGGAAUUGAUUUUUGAAGAGCAAAAUGCGCCUCAAUUUAAUUUACUUUUUUCUACCGAAUUGAAAAAUGAAAAUAAUAUUGAUGAUAUUCGUGUCCUUUCUGUUCGAUGGAUUUGUGGUAGAAGAAAAUUUGCAGUGGUUCUUUGUUCUGAUGCUACAAUAAGGUUUUUUAAAAGUUUAGGAGAGGUUGAGUUAAAAAUUUGCGGACAACCUUUUUUUGUCAAAUGUCCGCAAAAAACUUGCAGACAAUCUCAUCAUAAUUAA
Meloidogyne enterolobii is the source of this 1044-nucleotide messenger RNA. NCBI's taxonomy places the organism in Eukaryota, Metazoa, Nematoda, Chromadorea, Rhabditida, Meloidogynidae. The record is from the annotation of a GenBank genome assembly.